Molecule: messenger RNA, 5129 nt
Organism: Engraulis encrasicolus (European anchovy)
Lineage: Eukaryota; Metazoa; Chordata; Actinopteri; Clupeiformes; Engraulidae
Gene: wnt5a
Product: wingless-type MMTV integration site family, member 5a
Exons: 5
Coding region: 984-2114 (376 amino acids)
Biological process (GO): neuron differentiation; cell fate commitment; multicellular organism development
Cellular component (GO): extracellular region
Molecular function (GO): frizzled binding; cytokine activity
Source: RefSeq, a predicted model, not a curated record
GAAAGGCGAGAGGGCAGGUGACAAAGCUGAAGACCGAAGCUCUGUGGUGCACAACACUUCACUUCACCGGGUGUUCAACAGCGAUCAUCGGAUAGCGCACCUCUCCGUCCUUCACCUCCACCACCAACUUUCCUCCGCACUUGAGCUGGACGUAACACCAUUGCACUAGAUUUUUUUGGUGGGAGAUCCUAGCUGUCAUUCGUUUCUUUUCUAUCUCAAACGUGGAUAUUGGAAAGGUAUUUCUUUUUAAAGGUCCUACAAACUUCUACAUACAGUCCACCCAGAAUCUGGACGAUCCGGGGAGAGUUCUUGAUGUCCUACUCAGAAUGGAGGUUGGAAUAGCUGCUUCAUGUUUGGCACGAAGAUACCCGUAUGGAUGUUUCAGCAGGUAGAGCGCAUUGAAUACUGAGUCCCUAGCACUUGGAUGUAUUUUGUCCACCAUUAUUGGUUUCACUGCGUUCGGUUCUGUCACUCUGAUAUCGGGAGGCUCGCUCACUACCUGACAAUUUUAAAGAACAGACAAAAGUUGUUUAAUAGUACCGCUAACAGUGCAUCACUGCCGACAACCCUUUAUGUCCAUUGUGAAUAUUUUAUUUGCAUUAAGCAUUUCCAUAGCAUCACGCCCACGGUUUGUGAGAGUCACUAAUUAUUUCGAUUGCUUUUGGACAUUGUAAAUAGCCUGCCCCUCCACACUCUCUUCUCACUCCGUCUCAUGUCAGCUUACCCACACCAAGAAAGGCAAGACGACGACAGACGCUUGGUAACCUCUACCUCCUAGGAACGGGGUCUUUCCUAUACGUUUCCUCUUCGUCGCGCCUUGGAUUGCAUUUUAAGGGGAAUAGCCACACGCAUUUGGAAAUCUUUAACUUUUGCUGCAGCAUUGGAAUUUACUGUUUGAUAGCCAUCUCUGGAAAGAGUGGAUUACUGCCUCACAGAAACGCACAGUUCUCCUGCACUGCUCCCUCCCCCAGCUUAGUUCCAGGAUGCUGUCCCGGACCCGGCGUGGCGUGGCGCUGUCGGCCCUGACCGGCUCCAUGGACACCAGGCACUGCGUGGUGGCCCUCACCUUCAUCGCCUUCUUCAUGCAGGUGGUGGUGGAGGCCAGCUCCUGGUGGUCACUGGCCAUGAACCCGCUGCUGAUCCCCGAGGCGUACAUCAUCGGCGCCCAGCCGCUCUGCAGUCAGCUGACCGGCCUGUCCAAGGGCCAGAAGAAGCUGUGCCAGCUCUACCAGGACCACAUGCAGUAUAUCGGCGAGGGCGCCAAGACGGGCAUCCGCGAGUGCCAGUUCCAGUUCCGCCACCGCCGCUGGAACUGCAGCACCGUCGACAACUCGUCGGUGUUCGGCCGCGUCAUGCAGAUAGGUAGCCGGGAGACAGCGUUCACGUACGCCAUCAGCGCGGCGGGGGUGGUGAACGCGGUGAGCCGGGCGUGCCGCGAGGGCGAGCUGUCCAGCUGUGGCUGCAGCCGGGCGGCCAGGCCCAAGGAGCUGCCCCGCGACUGGCUGUGGGGCGGCUGCGGCGACAACCUCAACUACGGCUACCGCUUCUCCAAGGAGUUUGUGGACGCGCGCGAGCGUGAGAAGACCUACUCCAAGGGCUCCAUCGAGAGCGCCCGCAUCCUGAUGAACAUCCACAACAACGAGGCCGGACGCAUGGCGGUGUCGGACCUGGCGCACGUCUCCUGCAAGUGCCACGGCGUGUCGGGCUCCUGCUCGCUGAAGACGUGCUGGCUGCAGCUGGCCGACUUCCGCAAGGUGGGCGACCUGCUGAAGGAGAAGUACGACAGCGCCGCCGCCAUGAAGCUCAACACGCGCGGCAAGCUGGUGCAGAUGAACAACAAGUUCAACGCGCCCACGGCCCAGGACCUGCUGUACAUCGACCCCAGCCCGGACUACUGCAUGGGCAACAAGACCACCGGCUCGCUGGGCACGACGGGACGCCUCUGCAACAAGACCUCGGAGGGGAUGGACGGCUGCGCGCUCAUGUGCUGCGGCCGGGGCUACGACCAGUUCAAGGCCACGCUGGUGGAGCGGUGCCACUGCAAGUUCCACUGGUGCUGCUACGUGAAAUGCAAGCGCUGCUCCCGCGUGGUGGAUCAGUUUGUCUGCAAGUAACGGCAAACGCAGCAACACAACAACAACAACAACGACAUGUACUGGUGCUCUCUCUCGCUCUCACUGCCUCCCUCCCUCCCAUCGCUCACAUGCUCCAAAGCCACGUGUGUUUGUCGUGCGCGUUCCGUGCACUUAUAUAAACACACACACACACACGACGACAAUGAUGAUGAGCAUGAGCGAAUGAACGAGAGAGAGCGGGAUUGACAGUGUGUUGAGACGGAGAAUGACUGAGACUAUGGGGAGAGAUGGACAGAAAGAAGAAGAAGAAGAAAAAAGAGUGGAAUGGGGAUAGGAGGAGGAAAUAACAAAAAAAACACGUAGCGGAGAGAUAAAAAAAAAUAACUAUAUAAAUUAUAUUUAUAGAUUUAAACAAUUAUAUCAUUUUUCAAAAAGACUGACAGUUUGUUUUUUUAUUCCUUUCUAAGUAAUAGGUACAAGAUCUAAGUGUCUUCCAAAAAAGAAAACUGGGAGUAUCAUUGAAUAUUUAUUUUCUCAGAUUUGUUUUUUUCCAUUCUCUUCUGGCUCUCCGAAGUGGAGUUUAAAAACACACUAGUGCAUAUAUAGAAUUGACCAGGCUGUUUUCAAAUGUGCCUUCCAGUUAGCCUUUCCAGGAGUCGAGUGGCUCCAUCUCCUCGAGUAAUGAGAGCCUGCACAUGUAGUAGAAAGAGACGGAGAGGGGGAGAGAAAUGGAGUGAGAGAAGGAGAAUGCGAGAGAGAGAGAGAGAGGGAGAAAGAGAGAGACAGCCCACUUGCGUCCCAUGGUGCUCAUCAGUAUACGGGACAAGCCCUGGUUCCAUGCCAGUUUCCAGCAGCUCCCAGUGCACGCAGACACCGGAGGCCGAUCUGCAAACACACACACACACACACACACACACACACACACACACACACACACACACACACACACACACACACACACACAACCUCUAUUACCCAAGCCUUGGUGAUUCCUCAGACUUGCCUUUCAGUGCCUCCUCUUCCUCCACCUCCACCUCCACUUCCUCUUGUGCCUUUUAGCCCAUUGAGGAGACCUUGAGCUUGUCAGCCAAACAAGCUGGGCUUCAGACCGCUUCAGCUAGAUCACUGCAAAUGGUAUGGAUCAGUCAUGUUACGACACUGGACAGUAGACGAAAGCCUUGUUUGCCUUACGUACAAGUGAAAAAUAUGCACACUCUCUUUGUUUGAAAUACUGUAAGUACUCCGAAAUUUUCCUAACGCUAUCGUCCAAGACAAGCAAUCCCCCCCCUCCCUCUUGCCGAUUCUCCUUUGAGGACAGUUUUAUGCCAUACAUUGUAUGCAAAUCACUGAGAAAAAAAUAGAUUUCUGGCUAUGAGAUCAACCAUUUGAUUUUUAGCCAAGGAGUUUAGCUGUAAGCAACUGGACUCCCUCUUAGAGAUUAAGAGUCUGUUCGUUCCUCAAAGGAGGCAUCCUCAGUUUCUGCCGUACGUAAGGGGUGUCAGAGCUCUGGAGAUGACACCUCUCGCCACGUGAACAUGUUGAGUCGUGUUAUGUCAAGGUAUGAAUGAGAGCCGUUUGUGAUUGCACUUCUGUAGAGAGACUAUGGCUACUCUGGUAUUUAUGAGCAGUUAAAUUUCCUAUGAUGUGAUGUCAAGGCUGAGUGGUAUCUGGCAGAUAUUUGAUGCCACAGUUGCAAGAAUUUGUCCAGUUGCUUACAACUAACCCGUUGGUUGAAUCCUCAGACACAUUGAUACUUUUUUUAAGAUUUUUAUUUUUUAAAUGUAAAAAUAACCAAAAAAAUGCCCACAGAUGUUCUUUUUCCAGCAAAGGUUUUAAGUACAUUAUGCACUUUCAGAUAUUCGAGAUUCCAUCCGCUCUGUAGACCUUUUUCCAAGUUGAUCAUAAUAUAGCAUAUUUUACUCUAAUUUCCAUAUUAUCGCAGAUAUCCAAGGAACAUAUAAGAUCAUAGUUAAAAUGGUUUUAAAUAUAUAUGGGCAGUAUCUUUUGGUUCUUUUGUUUUUGUUUGUGGGUGAAGUAUCCCAUGUUCUGUAUAUACUUCGUCUAACCAUGCAAUCAGUAAAUUGUAUGUACCAUAUUUAUUUCACAGCUUAUCCUCCUCUGUUAAUAACCCCAUAGGAUUAUUGUGUUUUAAUGUGCUGAUGACAGUCGGAUGGAGAGAGCCCACUUUCUAUGCAGUUCACACUCUGUGGUGUCGUGUUGGUCCGUUUUGUGGUGGUUUUGUCAAAGGGAAUCGCGCCAUUUCCUCCUACGAGAUAAGUUAUGUUCAUGUCACAUGCAAGCUGUAGCUAUGUUCACUUUUUGUCCACCCCAACAAUGCAUUUUUUUUUUCUUGAACAGUUAGCGUGAAGUCACCGGUGUGGCAUUAUGUCAGAGUCCAGUUAAAAUUGCAUAAACUUGGCAGCCAAAUUUUUUCAGGAACUGUUAUAUAUUUUUGAUGUUGUUCUGUUAUUGACUUCACAUAUUCCUCCAUGUCCGUUAAUCAACAGUGCUAACUUCCCAUUAUCAAUCCAACCAGUAUAUUUAUUAUCCUUUAUGAUUUAAUUGAGACUUGGAAAAAAUGUUUUUUUUUUAUUACUGGUUUUAUUUUCUUUUUCUUUAUUUUCGGUGAGAAAUUGUGUGCGCCAAUGCAUUUUACACUACAAUAAUAAAAAAUGAACAUAAAAAAAUGCUCACCAUGGUUCCAGCGGUCACAAGCUGUCUGUUACACUUACCCAGCUCAUGCAUCUAAGUGGACUUCACUCUGCUAAUAAAUGUCCAGCCUUAAAAGCUUUUUAAAAAAAUAAAAUAAAUAAAUGUGUGUAUAUUUUACUGAAUCCAAGGUAAUGAAUUUGACAUUUUUCUAUGUUUGUACAGAAAUGAUUACGGUAAGAUUUGUCUGUAUUUUUAUAUCCUUUUUGUUGUUUUGUUUUGUUUUUUUCUGACUUAUGAAGUGUCUGCCAGUGACCAUCUCUGAGACAGUGAUUCUCCUACCUUUUUUAGUAUCAACAAAUCUGAAUCAAACAUCUUCAACAAAUAAAUUUAUCUGGAAUCUUC